Messenger RNA from Colossoma macropomum (tambaqui), 2056 nucleotides. RefSeq names its product map3k7 C-terminal like (gene map3k7cl). Gene Ontology annotation, cellular component: cytosol; nucleus. Lineage: Eukaryota; Metazoa; Chordata; Actinopteri; Characiformes; Serrasalmidae. The record is from RefSeq and is a predicted model, not a curated record. The transcript has 5 exons. The coding region runs from base 391 to 822 and encodes 143 amino acids.
UGAUUGGAACAGCGGACAUUUUUCUCCUCUAAAGUCACCCGCUCGAGUCGUGUGUGUCAGUGGCGGCAUCUGAGGGACUCCCAGCACAGCACAGCACACACUCACUCUCACACACACUCUCACACUCUCUCACACACACUCUCACACACUCUCACAAACUCUCUCACACACCACGCACACGGUGCUGCUGAAGAGCUGCCGAUAUGACUCCUUUGUCCACUUUCAGACAGGCAAAGCUAGCCAACAUUAGCUAAACCCGCUAACCCAGUGACGGUGGCGCUUUGGACAGCUCUCAGCUGCGCUGGGCUCCUGUGGAAGAAGUCCGUCUUCAGCUUUAACCUCUUCUUUAGAAGGAGUUUCUCAGAAAUACGCUUCAGUUGUCAGGGAUAAAUGAUCACCUCAACAAGACGAGUGACCGCCGACAAACCUGAAGUCAGAAUCUCCUUCAGCCUCGAUGACCCCUCAGAGUUGAAAGAUGCUGAGGAACAGUUCCCAUCAUUCCCCGACCUUGAGCAGCGCCUGCAGCCUGUGCUGCCAUGCCAGUCUCUGAAGGAGUCCGUCCAGGUCUACAGAGACCACUGCAAAAUGGCCAGAGAGUUUCAUCAGGUUAAAACAGAAAUUGCUCUGCUGGAAGACAGAAAAAGGGAGCUGAUAGCAGAGCUGGCGGAAGACGAGAGGGUGACACUGGAGAUCGCUCGGCUGGAGGAAGAGUUCCGUCUGCUGACGGAGGAGAACCGAACGCUGGUCACGGUUUAUACGGAACGCACUCAGCAGCUGGCCAGUCUGCGUGUGACCAAUCAGAAGAGACAGGGCUCCUCCUGACCCUUGACCUGUCCCACAAGGGAUAGAAAGGGAACGUUUUUUUUAGUAACCUUCUUAACAUCGGGGUAGGAUGAAGAUUUACACUGUAAAAAUGCUGUACAUGUUUAAGAGUCCUACACGUUUUUAAAACACUAAAACCCAAAAAGUGAACAUUUAUGUCAUCAUUUGAGGAUUAGGUUAGUAUAGUGGAAGGACAGGGAUAUAUUAGUAAAAAUAAACAAUGAAACAAUUAUAUCAGUUUUCAGCAUACUGAACUUUUAUUAUGUAAACAGAGGGAUACUGUGUGGCUCUCUAGCACUUAAAAUGUCUGGCCCAAACAAGAUUUGCAACCCUGAUGUUCUUGAUAUGACCGUUAGCCACUGCACCACUGUAAACAAAAUUCAGUUUAUUUUUUAAGUGUUAUCUUCAUGGGCUUAUGUUUGUGCUUCAGGUCAGAUAUGGUGUGGUGUUCUAUUUGUAAUGACCUUUAUUACAGAUCUUUGACCUGGUUACACAGAUGGCACACAACCCUUCAUGAACCGUAGGCAACCACUGAGGAUUUGCAAAUAGCAAAUACCAAUUCUUGACACUUUUCAUGGGUAUACUCCCAACCCGGGUCCUGGAGAACCUCCUGCCCUGCAUUGUACUGCUUUCCCUGCUCCCAGCACACCCACUUCAAGGCAUGAAGGGCUGGUUAAUGAGCUCAUUAGUUGGAUCAGGUGUGUUCGGAGCUGGGGAAACACUUACAAAGUGCAGGGCAGAGGUUACUCUGAUUGGACCAGGAUUGGGAACAACUGUGUUACAGGAAUAAAGGUGUGCAGUGCUAUCAAAUGAACAGGCAGCAGUUGUAGUCAAAUGAGGAUCAGUGGUUAAGGUGUUCGCCCUGGAGGCCGGAGGAUUUCUGAUUUUGAUUCCCAUGUGGGCUUGGGGUUUGUGUGUUGUGUAUAUAGGCAAUUAUACCGAAUGACUACAAGUGUACCAUAAAAUAUAAAGUAACAGGUUGCACAUCUCUGCACCAGUAAUAACAGACUGCGGCAGGGUUGCACACCAAGUAAACAAGUAAAUUAAAUUGAGUCUGCAAGCAGAACAGUUGACAGCCAUGGUUUAGAUGAGUACACACAUAUUGUGGCUUUUAUAACCUCAGAACUCCUUUUUGUUUAAAACCCCAACUGACCUUUACAAUGUGUGAACAUUUUGUGAUGAAAGACCAGUCAAAAUGGUCUAAAAUGACAUGGAAUAAAAUCUUGUUACAUUA